Molecule: messenger RNA, 511 nt
Organism: Zingiber officinale
Lineage: Eukaryota; Viridiplantae; Streptophyta; Magnoliopsida; Zingiberales; Zingiberaceae
Exons: 2
Coding region: 159-353 (64 amino acids)
Source: RefSeq, a predicted model, not a curated record
AUUUACUAUUAAAAUCUAAAUUCUAAACCCUAAUUUUUCCAUUUACAGGCUCACUUCACGCGCGACGCCUCCGCCGCAGCGCCCUCCUCCCCAUCGUUCUUCCUCCGCCUUGCGUCGUUUCUUCUCUUAUUUUCUCACCGAAUCCUGAGAUCGACCAAAUGGCAGGGUUCAGCAGCUUAUCUCCAAGGAUGAAAAACUUCAUCGUCGCAGGUGGGUUGUCUGGUUUCGUCGUCGGCGUUUACUUCUACACCAUGAGAGCAGUCAGUAGCACGGACGAACUCCAAGUCGCAAUUGAUAAGUUCGAGCAAAUGAAGGGCAAAAAUGAGUCUGGAGAGUCAUCUACCAGUUCCUAAAUCAUGGUAGAUUGUGUAUGCUUUCCAAGAAAUCUCCCUAGUGAAACAAUGUAGCAAAACACUGCUUAUGAUCUAGUUUACUGAUACUCAACCGUGUGUCGAGAAUCUCCAAUAAUGGAACUGUUUCACAUUCAUCUUCUAGAUUAGAAAAAUUCUCA